UUAUUAAUUUAAAUAUUUAGAUUUAAUUAUCAUGAUUUAAUUAAAGAAAUAUUUUCUCACGAUUACAGGCAUAUAUAAGAAUCGAUGAUAAAAUUUUGCCGAUGACAAAACCUUAGGGAAAAUAUGUACCUUUUUGAAAUUUCAGAAACAAUUGCAAUUGUUUAUGCAAACAUACUAGUUACUAUAUUAUUUUAAAAAUGUGAUUAAAAAUUAUUUUGAAUAGUAAUUAAAUUGUAAUACAGUGACGAAACUUGAGCAAUAAUCUAAAAACUUUUUGAAAUAAAAAAAGAAGAAUAGUGUUGUGUGUAUAGUGUUGUGCGAAAAUGACUUUGAGUGUUUUUAUUUACAACAAUUUAUAUUUUUCAUCAUGUUCGCAAAAAUAUUUAUCUGGCCGCUCUGAUUUUUGUUUGAUUAUAAAAGAUGGAGACGCGGAUCAAUAUUAUCAAGACUUCACUACUGUGAACUUAGACAAAAUUUGGUCAUCGAUUCUUAUAUAUGUGUCUGUAAUCGUGUGAGAACUUUUUUUAUCCAAUAUAUGAUAUGCAAAUAUUAUUUACAUUAAUAUUACUAUAUAAUAUUUACUUUGGAUGCAUGAUUUAUGAAGUAUUCACAUUUCCAAAACUUUAUACCGUGAAAACAUUUGCGAUUAACGCGCCGAAAAAGGACGUAAUUUUAUCAAUUGCUCAUUUGAAUAAUGAAUCUCGAAGGUAAAAUUGCGAGGUUAUACGCCAUUGAAAAGCUAUUAUCCGUAUAUAUUACGAUAUGCAAAACGUUAUUGUAAUAAACUUGUAAAUUUCUUUAUUCUUCUAUGGAUGAUUGCAAAGCACGGACAUCAUCUCGUCGUUUUGCAUACCGCAAGAAAUCAAUUUCUUAGUCAUGUCGUAAAAGAGGAAUAAAUAUUCUCACCUCAGCGUAGAACACUUGUCAAUGAUUUAUUCAAUAGUUUGAUGUAUUUCAGCAAUGAAAGAAGUCAUUAUUUUGACAUUUAUUCGCGAUUGUGUCAUCGUCCCAUCGAAUUUACGGCAAAUAGCUCUGAACAGAUAAAAAUCAAAAAGUUGAUGCGACAAUGUUAUUGCAAAAAUGCAAAGAGAGAUUCGCUGUGCUUUCGCACGAACGCUAGUAGAAUGCACCAGCGAAAGUUGCUCGGUUACGAGCGCAAUUUUUGUGCACGUCCCAUGAGACAUCGUAAAUUUAACGAGAUGCAACGAGAUGUUAUCGCGACAACAAAAUCGCGAUUAACGGAGAGGAAACGCGAUAUUGUCGCAAGAGACAUCGAACCGACCGAUAAAGAUGCAGAUUUGGAAGCGUGGGACGAUUGGAGUAAUUGGAGCACAUGCAGCGUGACUUGCGGACAAGGACGACAAGUUCGUUGGCGUCAUUGUUUGUCUAAAGAUUGCAUCGAAGGUCUCAAAAAGGCGCAAUUGAAAAGUUGUCGUCUCAAGGAUUGCGAUACCAAAAGUUUUCUCGGUUGGUUCGGGAUCAAAUCUUGAUCUGCAUAAAGCAUUCAAGGAAGCCACUCUGGAAAAUGACAAAAUAUCGUCAAAUAUUAAUCCCACUCUUUUAGAAAAGGAUAUCAAAAACAAUCUGGAGGUAAAAUUGAAUAGACUCCGACAUAAAAACUAUAAUACAGAUCGCCGUAUCAACGAUGAAGAUAACAACAUUCGGAAACAGAUAAAACGAGCAGGAAAAAACUAUAGAAAACCGAAAAUAUGGGAUCAAUGGGGCAAUUGGUCCACAUGCAGCGUCACUUGUGGAAUAGGAAAAAUUAUGAGAUGGAGGCACUGCAUAAGUGGAAGUU
This is a messenger RNA of Formica exsecta, 1798 nucleotides long. RefSeq lists its product as uncharacterized. The transcript is spliced from 5 exons. NCBI's taxonomy places the organism in Eukaryota, Metazoa, Arthropoda, Insecta, Hymenoptera, Formicidae. The coding region runs from base 948 to 1490 and encodes 180 amino acids. The record is from RefSeq and is a predicted model, not a curated record.